AGUACAAGCUACCAUUUGCACGAUGUCUAGCUUGAGAGUAAUUUAAACGGAAAAAUAUAAAAUUCUUGAGGCAUCUUCAAACCUGUAGUUAAAAAUUAUAGCCUCUUAUUCUUCUCCGGAUAUUUACAUCCUUUAUCGGAUAACCAUUCAAUAUAUAUGCAUCUUACUAAGUGAAAUGAGCAGAAUGAAAUAGAUUACUAGAUCAUUUUCGUGAUCAUUGGAGUUUCCUUUGUGAAAAUGCCAAGAAAAAGACCAACAGAAACAUCUUGGGAUAGUGAUGAAGAUGAACUGUUAAAUGAAACCGAUACAUUUAGUUUAACGUCUCGUUCAAAGGAAUUUGAGGAGGAGUUAGAUGAAGAAGCCUUACUUGGUUCAGAUGAAGAAACAGAAAAUGAAGUUUCAGUAGGCAAAGCCCUGUCUGUUAAAGAUACAACCAAAUAUGGAAAACCAAUAGCUACUGUAACAUCUAUGACAAAUGCCAGAAGAAUUUCCCCUAUCAACUGGGACCAAAAAGCUAAUAAAUCUGAUGACUUUGAAUUUGGAGAGACAGCUGAUGAUAUUGAGUUAUAUGCCCCUGAUGAUAGUACUGAUUUUGAUGUUGGGACUUCACAGGACUAUCAGCAAUACACAGAAGAGCCUGCAGUAGAAGAAUCCAUUAAUGAAGAAGCAGAAGAAACAGAGACAACAUUUGAUCAAUCUCAUGUGACUGCAGACACAACUCGUGAUGAAUCUGAUGAAAGUGAAGAUGAAGAGGACACCAGACGGGGUCGCUUUAAAUCAGAAAGACAAGAUAUUGUCACAAGUACAACCAAAACAAAAACUACUAAGCAAGCAGCGACUACAGAUAUUCCAGACAGUCUAGAAAUAUCUGAUGAACAGCAAGCACAAAUUAAUGAGUUCAUGGCUACGAAAGACAGGAAGAAGAGACCUAAUCAACGAGUUCGGCCUUUUCAACAGUACAGACAGAUGCAUCCAAGUCGAAUACAAACUAUUACAUCAACACACAUGCAUCAUCAACCAUCACCACCACCUAUCAUGCAUCCCCCUCCACCGGUAUUUGCAGCUCCACCACAACCAAGGCCCAAAAUUCAUGUGAAUCCUGCAUUUUAUAACAGGGGGAUGCGACCUCCGCCUACAUCCAUGACAUCUGUUCACAAUCAGCCCAUGAUGUUUGAUUCUCCACCAAGAUCUCAAACUCAAUUAUUUCAUCAUGAACCACCUCCACCAAGACAUUAUGAAGAACGCAUCCCUCCUUUGAUGGACUCGUAUAGACCUUCCUAUAACCAGGGUCCACCCCCACAACAUCAUCAUCCACCAGCCCAUCAUCAGUUUGGACAUCAACCAACAUCACAGCCAUAUCCAGGUCCACCUAGAUUUCAGCAACCAUUAGAUUCCAGACCUUUGUAUGGAGGACCGCCACCUCAUGUUAAUUCAGGAAACUUUGGUGGACCUCGCCCACCAUCACAUGAGCAUCCUCCUUACCAUCGUGGACCACCAGGACAAAGCUUUCCACAUGAUCUACCUCCAAGACAUGACGAAUUUCAUGGGAAUCAUUUUGAUCGCCAUAGACAUGACAGUCCUGGCCCUAGACAUUUUGAUCAACAUAUACCUAUGGAGCCUCCAAGGCCAAAUCCAUUUUUACAAGAGCAACGGUUCCAGCCUCAACCAAGAAUGCAUCAUCAACCUCCUACAAGAAUGCAUCAACCAAAUCAGCCACGAAUGCAUCAACCAGUACAGCCACGAAUGCUUCAUCAACCUAGAAAUAAUAUUAGACCACAAAGACAAUCUUUAAUGAGUGGACAUAGACCUUUGAAUGGACAACAAACUCCUAAUAACAGAUUUCAAGGACCUAGACCAUCAUUGCAACAACAGGCCGGUAAUAAAGUUUUGCAGAAAGCAAAGGAAGCUAGAAUGAAGAAAUUUGGAGCUAUUCAGAAUAUACCAGUCAUUGGUCGCCAAACAACAAAAAGACCUUCAUCAGAGGAAGAGAGCUCAUCACCACCGAAGCAGCUUAAAUCUGGACCAGCAAUGAAAGUUGAAGACGAUUAUUUGAAAAAGAUAGAAGCUCAGAAGGAAAUAAGGGCAAACAUUCAAAGACAAAAAGAACAGAAAAGGCAGCAAGCAGCAACCAAGAGAAGGAAAGAGCUUGAAGAAAAACUAGCCAAACAAGGGAAAGAUAUAUCAGAGUUAGAAAGUGCUGAUUCUGAGUCCUCCGACAGUACACAACAUUCAACAUCACAGAUCAGUAGUGGCAAUGUUAAUAGAGGUCAAACUGUUAGACAGCCUGGUCAACCAUUGAAUAGGGGACAAGGUCAAAGAGGCCAUCCUGCAAACAGAGGUCAGGUUCAGUCAGCACAACCAGCCAACCAAGGUCAAUUUGCAAGAGGUCAUCCUGUAGGACGAGGUCAGAGAGGACAUCAGCAAAGAGGUUUUCCUCCAAACAGAGGUCAAGGCCAGCAGCACCAAACUAUUGAAGGUGAAAGUUUUCAGGGUAAUGGGAGAGGAAGAGGUGUACAGAGAGGUAGAGGACAGUUAGUAAAUAAUACAGGAAGGGGUGGACAAUUUUUAAGACCAGGUCAGACAAUGGAAAUACAUGGCAGUGGACCAGUAACUGUUUUGAAAUCAUUCAAAGUUACAAAUGUCAAUGAAAAAGGAGACAAACCUGAAACAAGAGAUAAUAUUGUUGACAGGCGCACUGCUGUGGAGGUUUUAGAAGAUAUAAGACGUCAAAGGCAGGUAAAAGAACAGGAGGAAAGUGGGUUAGGUAAUAGGCAAGUGAAAGUGCCAACUGUGAAAAGAAUGAAAAAAAUUAUAAGGACAAAGCGCAAUGCACAAGGCCAGAUUCUAUCUCAGGAGACUGUUAUGGUUCCUCUCACUGCAGAGGAAGAAGCUGCUGCUGAGGCAAACUUUGCAUCACAAACAUUACCAACUCCUGUCAUGCUCUCACCACAGAAAUCCCCACAGAGAGUUGUUGUGGCUAGUAAUAGGGAGGUAGUACUUGGAGAACAAGGUGGUAGUAAAAGAACAGUUAUAGCUUCAAGCCCACCUGCUGGAAACACUAGUUACCAAGGAGGAGAUUCUAAAAGAACAGUUAGGAUAGACAACUUAUCUUUAUCAACAUCAGAUAACACUAUUAAAUCUUUAUGUGGCUGUGUAGCCCCUUUCCAGGGUUAUCAGAGGGCUGGAAAAUCUGCAUUUAUUGUAUUCAUGGAUGCCAAGAAGGCCUUAGAAUUCAAAAUUAAAUAUAACAGACACAUGCUGGACUUAUCACACAUAUCAGUGGAAUUAAUACCAGACUUGAGACCUCUGAUAUGACAUUACAACUUGGAAGUCAAGAGUAUAAUAAACUUUAUAGAAAUUACAAACGAAAGAAAAAUAAUCAUAUUUCAUAUGAUAUUUUUCUUUGAUUUUUUUUUCACAUGAUUCAUACAGGUAAGAAAUUGUGUUGUUUAAAGAAGAAGAAUCCACAAGUUAGAAUUAUCAAGAUGUCAGCAGUAAACAGGAAGUUUUCUGCAGUGAAUAAAGAUAGAGAUGAAUAGCAGUAAACAGGAAGUUUUGUCUGCAGUGAAUAUACAGAUACAGAUGAAUACAUGUAUUAUAAAAGGAAACUUCAUAGUAAAUGUACAGAUAAAUUUGAAAGGUUUAGGCAGUCAGUUUGCAUAUCAAAAUGGUUGCAGACAACCAAGAUGUAAUUUGAAUGAUUGUACUGAUACUGAUAUUAAGUAACAUCAGCUGAAACAAAAUCUUCAGCAAUAAAUGCAGAUAUUCAAACGAUUGUUUAUAUGUGUUCACUGUAACCUCUGUAACAGGUACAUAGAACUUGAAGAUGUAAAUGUAUAAUUUUAUUAAUUAUUUAUCUGGCAAUUACGGUAAGGAAUAUAUUUUUGUCAUUCCUAACCUACUAUGUAGAAAUAACAUAAAAGUUUUAUGUUGUUUUAUGAGGUGCAUUUGUUUGUUAUCCAGAGCAUUGGAUAUCUGAUAUUUUGUUAGCUUUCAGACAAAGCUAUUUAUUUGUUUUUGCAUCAGCAUCUGUCAUAUAUUUCAUAUACUUUUAUGUAAUAUAUAAGCAAAAAAAUCAGAUGCAUUUUUUUAAUAAAUAUCCAUGAUACAAGUAUAAGAAUGUUAAAUAUAACGACAUAUCUCACUGAAUCAUAGUAAGGACUUUCCCUCUGAAACCUAACUAUUGGUCACUUUCAAAAACAUUUACCAAGCACAGUGAAAGAUGAAUUUAUAACAUUUAAUAAUCAACAUAGAGUUUGGGCGUAUGAUGAAGUAUGGAAUUAUGAAAUACAGAUGGUGAUUGACCAAUGAAAUUACAACCAUGAUGAUCAGAUUGAAUAACAUUGAAAGUGCCUAGUACAUUUUACAUGAAACAGUAAUUAUGAAGAACGCAUAUUUGUGCAAAACAUUAAAUAUUGAUUUAAUUGGAUAAGAAGAAAAUUUUGGAUUGUAUAACCGUACUUCGUCAACUAUAAACAACUCAAAGAUAUUUAUGAAUGCAUUAAAUGAGCUGGUUAUGACAACAGUUGAUAUAAUUGGACAACAUAGUUAAUGCUUACAUUCUUGGAAAUAUUUAGAAGAUGUAAUUUUACUAUCCUAUUUUUCAUGUUAAAUCAGCAUAUUUGAUUAGAUGAAACCAACGACAAACCAUUCUUUGAAUGAUGAUUUUUUUUGUAUGAAAGUGAUCAAAGUAUUAAGAUGUUGACAUUUCUCUGCUUUCGAUAAUGAAACAUUUUGCAAGAUGAAUUUUUAGUAUGUGGGUUAUGUAAUAUAUGGUGCUUGGUCAUCACGUUUGCAGAGGAAGAAACAAAAAACCAUUUACUGAUUGGAGAACUAGAACUAGGGAAACAUAUUAAUUAGUUUUGUUUGGAGAUGUGGAUGAAAACUAUUGUGUGGAUGCCAUAUCACAAAAGGAUUAACAAAUUUGGACGUGGAUGAAAACUAUUACUGUGUGCCUACUGAGAUAACAAAACAGAUGAUGACCAGAUGUGAUUAAAAAAAAAGACACCGAAAGUGACCAUUGACCCUGUUAAAUUCCUUCCCUCAGAAAACUAAUUUGAUAAUUUCUUUGUCAGGUCAUCACAAGUAAUUGGUUGGAUUGCAAGCAAGUAAAGAUCAUUAUUUAUCUAAUACUUACUUGCCAUAGCUAGGAGUCCCGAGUACAAUGCACACACAUGUAGGUUAAAAAACUGAAAAAGAAUGAAUGCUGCCUUCUGCUCAUAUAUUGAAGUUCCUUAUAAAUGUUGAAAAAAAAUUCAUUUGAUAUUUUACACAAACUGAUGAAGGAUUUUAUGUUGUAUCUGACUAGUCCUCUUGAAUGCACUAAUUUAAUUUCAUGAUCCCAAAAGACUAUUUUUUGUAUAUGUAGUGGUCAUUUUCAUUGAAGUCUAGAUUGUUUGUUUUUUAGAGGACUAAAUUAUUAAAUGAUUGUUUUUUAGCUGCAGUGUAGAGAAAAAUUUAAACAGCUGGGUUGGUUUGUCAUUUCCACUCACCCACUAUGGGCUAGCCAUUCUUGUCCACUCAAAUCAAACCUUUGGUUUUGUAUAAUAUUGAAUACAAAGGACUAAACAUGACUGAAUGAUUAGUUGUUCAGACUUUUGAGAUGAUGUUGAGAUCAAAAAGACAGUUUAAGACUAAUAUUCAUUUAAUAGUGUAAUAUUGUCAGAAUCAUAGAUAGAAUCUUUGUUUUCACCAAUUAAACUGAGAAUACUGCCACUUAUUCCUAGUCAAGUUUGAAAAUAUUAAAACCAAACAUAAUUUUUUCAACAAAGAAUAAUUUCCUUUUUUUAUUGCUCUUAAAAAAAAAAUCCCUUAAAACUUUGAAGAACAAAGUCUAGUAUAUAUUCAUGGUGAUUUCAUUAUCAAUAUAGAGAUGUUGCAAAAAACUCUUAUCAUUAUUCAAUUAAAAUUGAUCAUAUUUCCUCUCCUAUACCACUGUAUCAGACCUUAUUCCUCGUAUGAAAUCCCCUGCAACUUGUAACUCACCAAUAUGAAUGAUGCUAAUACAAAACGGAAAAGACUUUAGGAACUUUGAUGAAUUUAUGAUAUUUAUGAAUUAACUUUUUACAAAACUUUGAAAUAUUCCAAAAACUAAGGAUUUUCUACACCAGAAAUAUCUUCGUUCUUUAUUUGGCCUUUUAACUUUUUGAUUUGAGCGGCACUGAUGAGUCUCUUGUAGACGAAAUGUAUGUCUGGCGUUUUAAAAUUAUAAUCCUGGUAUCUCUUUGAUGACUUUUUUUUUUUUUGACUGAUAUAUAAAAUAAAUUAUUUUCUAUUUAGACAAACUCAGAUUUUCAAUAAAACAAUUACCAACACAUUCUAGAUAUUGUGUCAUGUAAAAUGAAUUUAAUGCAAAAAAGUUCCAUUUAUUUUAUAGUUUUUGCAGGUUGAAAUGAAAGUUCCUUUUAAAUCAAUACUUAUUCAAUAUGGCCAUUUAUCCAAGGUGACUGUCACCGAAAAUAUCCCGUUUUUUUUUUUUACAAGCCCAAUAUAAUUCAACAGCCUGGUGGACCUGUGGCCAAGUGUGUAGACUGCCCAUUGCAUGGAAAAACAGCAUUAGUCCUAUCCUACUUAUUACAGUCAGAAUCAUUGAUGUUUUAAGAUUUCACUUUUUUAAUCUGUUUACAAGAGAUCAUAACAGCAGACAUCAAAACUUACCUGUAUUUGCCCUUGAUGAAUAUUUUAUUACUGUUAAAGUUAACUAUAAAAAUUUUGACUCAGGCGAAGCCAAGGUUGACAAUGUCUUUUCGAGAGGUAACAAUCUGCUCUAUCACCCUCUCAGAUAUGUGUUAUUUAAUUUAUUAUACUGAAUGUUCUGUUAUUACUGUUGAUUAAAUUUCAAAUUCAAAGUAAUAAACUAUGACGUCUUUUACAUAACAACCAUCUGUAUUUGAUAAAGCGCACACUUGAUCAAACGUCUCCGUGAAGGGUAAUAGAGUAUUUGCCAUAGGAUAGAGUCGUAUUUAAUAAAGCGCACACUAGAUCAAGCGUCUCUGUGAAGGGUAAUAGAAUAUUUACCAUAGAAUAGAGUAAAUUAACACCCUCAUAUAAGCCAAUCAAAAUAUUACAUUUUUACGUGAAGUAUAAUAAAUUGAAUUAUAAUAUUGAUUUAGAAAUGCUUGGACAAAAAGUGUCAGAAUAUUUUUUUUAAGUGUGUUGUCUUUUCUAAAUACUGAUGUGUUUAUUCCAUCAGGACUAUACAGAAAAACAGAUGUACGAGAGUGUCUUACACUUUUUCAACACACUGGAUGUCUUUAAUAAUCAAUUUUAGACAUAAUUUAUAAUUUGGGCCAAGACAGAUGCCCCAUAACAUUCAUACUUUAUUCCUUCCUUACAAUGUAUGAAUUCAUUAUAUAAAGUAUCAAUUACCACCACACACCACCCUCACUCCAUCCAAUCCCAGCCCAUCCCAGCCCAGCUGAUUUUAUCUUGAAUAGUCGUGAUAGGAAAAUUAGGUAAAAAUAAACAUCAAUUGUUACAAUAUUUUUGAAAUUAAACAACCUAAAGUUUGAUGUCAGAGAGAAAAUCAAAAUAAUUGAAAAGAUGAAAGCAAAAGAAAAUAUACAGUCACAAAGUUGUUCAGAAAUUUACCGCCAAGAAAAAAAAAAAUUGGAACUCAAAAAGUUACUACUGUAUAAUGUUUUUUGAAAUCUUUUUAAACAUUUGUAAUAGAUUCUUGUUUUGGUUUUAUUUAACUCUAAGGACUCUGUAGACAGUAAAAUGUGAAUUUUCUAAUAUGGCUGGCUGUGUGAUAAAACGCACAUUUUUGUUUUCAUGUUCAUAGCAAGGCAUGGGCAAACAAUCAGUAGAAGGCAGUCAUUUUGAUUAAUCAAUACUUUUUUGAUAAAACAAAGGUAUGAUAAGAAAAAGAACUUUUUGCACAUGUAUUUUAGUUUUUUCCCUGUUGAUCUAAUAAUAUCAUUUUGAAAUAACCAAGCAACUGCUGUCAUUUUCAUUCUAAGUGUAACUGGUUCCUUGAUAAAAAAUUAUUUUUCACACAACUACAAAAAAAGCAGUUUACAGUUUUAACAAGAAGAGAAAAGUAUUUAUUUUUAUAUUUUACCAUGUGAUCUAUAAAAACUACACUUUUUUUUUAUAUAACAACAUUUUACACCACACCUAUUUAAAAAUGCAAACAUUUACAAGAUUAUUUCCCAAACAAAGCUUAAAAGAAUGACUUAGUUUGCAUCCAACCACCCUACAAAAUUGAGACUUGUGAAGAAAUCCCCUCCAGAUUCUUUAUUCUUCAUCUUUGUGAAGUUAAAUUCAAAAUAACUUUGAAAUUUUACUUGAUAAGCUUUUUAAGUUUCUUUUUUUUCAUGUCCCCAAUUUACUUUCAUAUGCAAAUUUAUACAAUUCGGAACAUACUGAACAGUUACUUUACAAUCAUGUAUUAAUUAUCAUUGCUUUAUAUUGGUAAAUAAAUUUAUAUUGGGUUUUGUA
Mytilus californianus (California mussel) is the source of this 8442-nucleotide messenger RNA. RefSeq names its product RNA-binding protein 33-like. Bases 238 to 3315 code for a protein of 1025 amino acids. The record is from RefSeq and is a predicted model, not a curated record. Gene Ontology annotation, molecular function: RNA binding. The transcript is spliced from 16 exons. Lineage: Eukaryota; Metazoa; Mollusca; Bivalvia; Mytilida; Mytilidae.